This is a messenger RNA of Macrosiphum euphorbiae (potato aphid), 375 nucleotides long. Lineage: Eukaryota; Metazoa; Arthropoda; Insecta; Hemiptera; Aphididae. The record is from the annotation of a GenBank genome assembly.
AUGAUGAAUUGCGGAGAAAAUAAAUCCCUUAACUUGCAGCCGACCGAGACGGAAGUGAUGCAAAGUGUAUUUGCCGAAUUGAGAGCGGCAAGUUUCCACGUUCCUGAACGGACGCUGUUGCAGUUUAGUCAGUACAUCACAGGACCAUCCUCGAUUAGCUGCCGAUACCGAUCCUUGGAAACCGUCACCGGCCCAGUCGCGAUUAGCCGCCGACACCAGUCCGAGCCAAACGUGACCGGACCAUCCACGAUUAGCCACCUGCAGUCCACACGCCUGCAAACGUCACCGUACUUUGCCGAGGACCAAAAUAUGCAGACGACACCACCACGGCGGAACAGCGACAGAAGCCGGGCGGUGGCAGCCGUGGUAUAUUAA